AAGUCGUUAGCUUCACCAUUGACUAAUAAAUGCGAUCUCACUUAUAGUUUUUGUUGAUAGGUGUAGGUUUUACUUUUUUACAUGUAAAUAAUGGCUUUUAGUUCGAAACUCUUAAUGCUAUGUGCUUCUAUAAGUAGAACUUCUUGUGAAGCAUUAUCAUCAUAAGUACAAAGCAAGGUUUUAUAGUUCUGAUACAAUUUUGUGUGAAUUAAGAUGGGAAGUUUAGGCAAGUAUGUUGGAGUAUUUGUUGUUAUAUUUGUGUUGGUGAUGGGAACUUCUGAAUGCCGGAAAUUUAAGAAAGAAGAAUUUGUUGAGAAUUUUGGUGGAGGUGGUGGUUUAGGUGGUGGUGGUGGAGGUGGUUUAAGUGGUGGUGGAUUUGGAGGUGGUGCUGGAGGUGGUAGUGGUGGUGGUCUAGGAGGAGGAAGUGGAGGUGGUUAUGAUGGAGGUCUUGGAGGUGGUAGUGGUGGUGGUUUAGGUGGAGGAGGAGGUUUGGGAGGUGGCAGUGGUGGUGGUGCUGGUGGAGGCUUUGGAGGUGGAUCUGGCGGAGGUAUUGGAGAUGGAGUAGGUGGGGGAAGUGGUGGAGGCUUUGGAGGUGGUGCUGGAAGUGAUGGUGGAGGUGGUGCUGGUGGAGGCUUUGGAGGUGGUGCAGGAAGUGGUGGUGGUGCUGGUGGAGGCUUUGGAGGUGGUGCUGGAAGUGGUGGUGCUGGUGGAGGCUUUGGAGGUGGUGCUGGAAGUGGUGGUGGAGCUGGUGGAGGCUUUGGAGGUGGUGCUGGAAGUGGUGGUGGAGCUGGUGGAGGCUUUGGAGGGGGUGCUGGAAGUGGUGGUGGUGCUGGUGGAGGCUUUGGGGGCGGUACAGGCGGCGGUUUUGGAGGGGGUGCUGAUGAUAGGGUUUAAAUUAAAAUGUUUGGUGUGAUUCUGUUUGAAAUUUAAUGUGUUGUUAUUCACUAGAGUAAUAAAAUAAAAAUAACUCUUUCUAAAAUGUGA
This is a messenger RNA of Lathyrus oleraceus (garden pea), 984 nucleotides long. RefSeq names its product glycine-rich cell wall structural protein. The record is from RefSeq and is a predicted model, not a curated record. The transcript has a single exon. NCBI's taxonomy places the organism in Eukaryota, Viridiplantae, Streptophyta, Magnoliopsida, Fabales, Fabaceae. Bases 214 to 894 code for a protein of 226 amino acids.